UGAAUCAAUUGAACGUCAAUUGAAUUCAAUCGUCAAUUGUUUACAAAUUUAUAGUUAAAUAUUUGUUUUUAAAAAUUUUCGCUAAAAAUAAAUUGAAUUAUCACUUAAAACACAUGUUUUUCGGAUCCAUUGAUGACAUAUUGAGUGCCACGUGUUUUACUUCAGUAAAAGUUGAUGUUUUAAGAUAAAAGUAGACAAUUGUUUUGAUUUUUGAUUGAUUAGAUGAUUAUUAGGACAUCCAAGUGAUACCUAACCAACCAAUUGAAGUGAAUCCGACCAUCAAAUCUGAUGAUACAAUAGUAGUGACCUUAACUGACAACACCAGCAGAUAGUGAUCACAUCACUGACCGACCAUAUGAUCGCUUUGUUAGUUAAACCCCAAUAUUUGUCGUUACCAUCAAAGAGGCAAACAAUUAUUGUCAACAAACAAUGUCUGAUGCAAACGGAGGACCCGUUGCGGUGAUUACCGCCGCCGCCAAUAACAACAGUAAUGACAGUAAAAGUAAAAACAAGAAGAAGAAGCCGACGGCUAAAGUCGAGGAUACGACUAAAGGCGACAACAAUGCCAGCGAUGUGAAGAAGAUAACCGACAAUAAACAAGCGGUCAAACAACAAGAGUCGACUACUAAAGAGCCGGCGAAAGUCAACGAUGACAACAAUGGCGGCGCUGAUGGCGAAGACAAAAAGGAUCCAAAAAAGAAGAAGAAGAAGCCGGCGGCCAAAGAGCCGGCAAAGAAAGAGGCGCCGAAAAAAGCUGGAGGCGGACCGUCAAAGAAGAUGUUGGCUCUGAUGAAGGAAUCGUUAGCCAAACAGAAAGAUGAAGAAGAAAGGCUGGAACGAGAAGAAGAGGAACGUAUCAAACAGGAAGAGGAGCUCGAAAGACAACGACUGGAAAAGUUGAAACGAGAACAGGAAAAGAAGGAUAAGAAGAAACAAAAAGAUAAGGAAAGAAAGGAACGACUGAAGAAAGAGGGAAAACUGUUAAAUCCAAAACAAAAGGCAGACAAACAACGAGCUCAGGCAAGUCUGGCCGCUCUACUCAAAGGCGGCCAAAUUAUUGUCGGCAAACAGAAAAGUCGGGACAAAGACGACACUAUUAAUAAAUCCGAUGGUAAAGUCAAGUCAUUAUUGGAACCGCAAUUGUCUGAAGAGAAAUCGGAAUCGGCUAAAGAUGACGAUGACGUCAAUGAUGCAGAAGAUGGUGUGUCCGAGGAUUCUAGUGAUGACGUGAAAGAGAAUUGGGAAGAAUCGAGUGGUGAUGAAGAAGAUGAAAGUGAAAGCGAAAUAAGCGAAGAGAAAGUGAAAAAAGUCGACACAAAAACUGAAAAUAAUAAAAAACAAGAAAUCAAAAGAAGUGAAAGCAUCACAAAAGGUGUCAAAGAUAUUAGCAUUAAUGAGGAUAAGUCAUUGGCAGACGAUAUACCGAAACGUCAAUUUCGGUCACCAGUUGUCUGCGUUUUAGGACACGUCGACACAGGAAAGACUAAAUUAUUGGAUUACAUCCGUAAAAGUCACGUCCAGGACGGAGAGGCCGGUGGUAUUACGCAGCAAAUUGGCGCCACUUAUGUUCCGCCGUCGGCUAUACACGAACAGACUAAAGGCGUGAAAGAAGACCAGAAAAAAGAACUACUUCUUCCGGGUCUUCUCAUAAUCGACACUCCAGGACACGAAUCGUUCUCCAAUCUGCGCUCUCGAGGCAGUUCUCUCUGUGACAUUGCUAUACUUGUCAUCGAUAUUAUGCACGGAUUGGAACCGCAAACUAUUGAAUCGAUAAAUCUGUUAAAGUCUCGUAAGACACCAUUUAUUGUGGCACUAAAUAAAAUAGACAGACUGUAUGAGUGGCGAAGUAAUUCCCGUAAGGAUGUCCAGGACGUCAUCAACAGCCAAAUAACGAACACUAAACUUGAAUUCAAGAAACGCGCCGAAGAUGUGAUACUUCAGUUGGCCGAACAGUCUAUCAAUGCGGCUCUUUAUUAUGAUAACCAAGAUUUUCGAUCCUAUGUCUCAUUGGUGCCGACAUCUGCCCACUCGGGCGACGGAAUGGGAAAUCUCAUAUCACUGUUGAUAUCGUUGACACAGACAUUGAUGGCUAAAAAAGUUGCAUUCGAUCCAAUCAAUUUGGACGCUACCGUACUGGAGGUUAAAGCCAUUCCCGGUUUGGGUACCACUAUUGAUGUAAUUUUGGUUAACGGACGUCUGAAAGAGGGCGACAAAAUUGUAUUGGCCGGACACGACGGUCCAUUUGUUACACAUAUUAGAUCCAUUCUUGUGCCGCAACCGCUCAGAGAGUUGCGAAUUAAAACUCCAUACCAGGAGUUGAAAGUAGUGUACGGAUCGAUGGGCGUCAAGAUUGCUGCCCACGACUUGGACAAAGCAAUUGCUGGCUUACAGCUAUUGGUUGCCGAAAACGAGCCGCAAAUCGAGAGCCACAAGAGAUUUAUUUGGAACGAAUUCGGUCAGGCGAUGAAGUCAAUCAAAUGUACAGAUAAGGGAGUCUAUGUUCAGGCAAGUACUUUAGGCUCUUUGGAAGCACUCCUCGAGUUUCUCAAGUCAUCAAAGAUACCCUACUGUGGAGUACGUAUCGGACCAGUUGUCAAACGAGACGUAAUGAAGGCAUCGAUUAUGUUGGAGUCGGCACCAGAUUAUGCAGUAAUCUUGGCGUUUGAUGUACGCAUAGAACGAGACGCACAAGAAAUGGCCGAUCAAUUGGGUGUCAAAAUAUUUAGCGCAGAAAUUAUCUAUCAUUUGUUCGACAAGUUUACCGCUUAUAAGGAUGACCUAAGAAAACAGCGACGAGAAGCCAACAAACAUCUGGCAGUAUUUCCCUGUAAACUACGUAUACUUCCCAACUGUGUGUUUAAUACACGCGAUCCGAUUGUUGUUGGCGUUUCAAUUGAAGAGGGAGUGGUAGUACCGGGAACACCGUUGGCCGUGCCUUCCAAACAGAAUCUGGAGAUCGGCAAAGUAACGUCCAUUGAAGUGAACCACAAACACGUCGAAAGUGCCCGCAAAGGCCAAGAAGUAUGUCUUCGUAUUGAACACUUUGGUUCGGAUGCGCCGAAACUUUACGGAAGACAUUUCGAUCAUCAAGACCUGCUUGUUUCGCGAUUGACUCGCGAGUCCAUUGAUUGUGUUAAAGAGUAUUUUCGCGAAGAUCUUCAAAAGACUGACUGGCAAUUGAUUAUUGAAUUGAAAAAAGUUUUCGAAAUUAUCUGAAGAAUAUAUUUUUGGACUAUAAUUACAAGUAUAUAAAUAACAACCAUUUUUUUUAUCUAUCUAUAUGUGUGUAAUCUAUUACAAAUAAA
Messenger RNA from Oppia nitens, 3305 nucleotides. It is a transcript of the gene eIF5B, whose product is annotated as eukaryotic translation initiation factor 5B-like. The coding region runs from base 430 to 3216 and encodes 928 amino acids. The record is from RefSeq and is a predicted model, not a curated record. Lineage: Eukaryota; Metazoa; Arthropoda; Arachnida; Sarcoptiformes; Oppiidae. Gene Ontology annotation, molecular function: GTP binding; GTPase activity; translation initiation factor activity. The transcript has 2 exons.